This is a messenger RNA of Ictalurus furcatus (blue catfish), 2581 nucleotides long. RefSeq names its product C-type lectin domain family 18 member A-like. The transcript is spliced from 12 exons. The record is from RefSeq and is a predicted model, not a curated record. Bases 1 to 1332 code for a protein of 443 amino acids. Lineage: Eukaryota; Metazoa; Chordata; Actinopteri; Siluriformes; Ictaluridae.
AUGAGGCUUCCGAAAAACCCGCAGAGUUCCGCCGCACUUCUUAUAGUUAUAUUUUCAGUGUUAAACACCUGCGCGAGCCGGACGCUUAACGGGAAAAGACGAAGAGCCGAUUCACCUGAGAGUGGAUUUGGGGCGAAGGAGCGUUUUCAGAUUGUUACACAACACAAUCGACUGCGCAGUCGAGUCGAGCCCAUGGCGGCGAACAUGCAGAAAAUGGAGUGGAGUGACACGCUUGCUGCACUGGCUCAGAUAAGGGCUGAGUCCUGCUCGAAGAACAGCACUGGAUCAGAAGUGGACCCCGAGCACAUCGGCUGGAACAUCCGUCAGUCCCCUCAUGGCGUCGCCUCUUACGCUGACAUCAUCAACUCGUGGUUCCAGGAAGGGCGUCACUACAUCUAUCAAAACGGAGAGUGCAAAAGCAACCACACCUGCAAGCAUUACACGCAGCUGGUGUGGGCCACGUCCAGUCAGGUGGGCUGCGCAUGGCACCUGUGCAGAGUUGGAGUCAAACACUGGGACAUGUUCGUGUGUGCAUACUUUCCUGGGGGAAACUGGGAGGUGAACGGCCGGGAGGUGAUGCCCUAUAAAUCAGGAGUAUACUGCUCUCUCUGCACGGCCUCCAUGUCGGGGUGCUUGCGGCUCUGGGACCACGUUGGAGGAUUGUGUGAGACCCCUCGAAACCCGUGUCGUAUGAGUUGUGGACAGUACGGACAGCUGAAUGUCUCCUCGUGUCAGUGUCAGUGUAACCGUGGAUUCACGGGCCGGUUCUGUCAGGUGCGCUGUAGUGUGCAGUGUGUGCACGGCCGCUACAAGGAGGAGGAGUGCUCCUGUCUCUGUGAUGUAGGUUAUGGAGGAGCGGAGUGUGCAGAGAAACUGAGUUUCCCCCAUCACAGCUGUGACAUGCAGAUAGACGGUAAAUGUUUCAUGGUGUCCUCUGAAGCUGAGACGUACUACACGGCCAAACUGCGCUGUCAAGAAAGAGGAGGGAUUCUGGCUCAAGUGCUCAAUCAGAAGGUCCAGGAUAUCAUGACCUUUUACCUUGGGCAGCUGGAGAACACCAACGAGGUCACAGACCCUGACUUCGAGACGCGCAACUUCUGGAUAGGUUUGACGUAUAAACCACUGAAAGACUCGUUCCGCUGGGACACGGGAGAAAUCGUGAGAUUUACCAGCUUUGCUUUUGGACAGCCAGACAAUCAGGGCUUUGGGAAUUGUGUCGAGCUGCAAGCGUCCAGCGCCUUCAACUGGAACGACCAGCGCUGCAAAACUCACAACAGAUACAUCUGCCAGUUCGGUCCAGAGCAUAUUGCUCUGUGGGAGUUUGGGCGAUGAGAGCUGUGCUUGGUGACUGCUGAAGAAGAUUACUGAUCCACGGCUGCUGUUCUUCUUCUGACUGGAUGAUGUGGCUGAAGCUCAGAUGUAGGACGCCUGAUCAACGCAGCCAGUAUUGCAUAAGGAAUAAAACACGCCAAGGCAUGCUGUUAGAGGGAAAGAAUCAACGACGGGGUUGUACAGCGCGGCCAGACGUGCAGCGGAGUUGAUUAUGUUUCUCAAAUGUCAGCAUGUCCUGCAGUAUUUUAUUCCUCUUACACCACGGCAACCCGAUUGCAAUUUUUAUUUAUUAAACAUCAUGCUGUCAUUUUUUUUUUUUAUCCGUUUAUAGUUACAUCCAACGUUGUGGAACGUCCAUGAAAUGGGUUAGUUCUUGCUUUUCACUUCACAUCGUUUAUGCACUGUAUUUUGAAUAGAAGCAACGUAUUUGACUUUUUAUCGUAGUUCGCCGAUACACGUCAUCACUCAGCACAACAGUUUGCCCCCCCCCCCAAAUAAAAAUGGCAGAUGAGACAAACAACAUAUGAAUUGAAAAUGAUUGGCAUUUACGUAGCUGUUUUCAACUCUCUGACUCUAACUGACACCCCCCGGAAGCCCCGCCCCCUUGUUCCUAUUUCAAAUGUGUCUCGUUUUUGAUUUUUUUUUUUCCCCCCACUUGAAAGUUGUGAUGCUUCGCGGCAAGGUUAAACAGAGAAUGUUUUGAGAUCAUUAACGUGAAAUAAAAUCUAUCAGUAUAUGUUCGACUUCGCUAACUUUAAACAAGUGUGUAGUGAACAUCAAUUAAAUGAAAUAUUUAGGCUGACAGGCCUACUACGAACGGCUUACAAAUACUUUUUAACGCUAAUAGAAAUGCCCCUUAUCUGUUUCGUUCAGAUUCGAUUCCAUUCGUUUAGAUUAUUGAGCUUUUGUGUUAUCCUGUCAGUAUACAAGCACACGGUAGAACGAUCUAGCGUUCUCCAAGGCCUUGGAAUUAGUAAAAGUGGCAGUGCACAAUGGACGAGGACGUACAAGACGAGGAGGAGAUUCUGAAUUUAUACACUGAGGACGAUACAGUGUGUCCAAAAGUCUCCACACAUACAUAGGGGACGGUGUGUACCAGCACCACGUCGGUCGCGCCUUCGUCAGUGGAUGUCGGCGGACGUCCACGUCUCGGUGUGAUGUUCUCACCGGGUUUCCUGUUAAAGUCCGGCGCAACCUUGCGACACCCAUGAGAAUGAUUUCAAUACGUUCUUCUGUCAAAGGUGUUCUU